Messenger RNA from Linnemannia hyalina, 1023 nucleotides. The record is from the annotation of a GenBank genome assembly. Lineage: Eukaryota; Fungi; Mortierellomycota; Mortierellomycetes; Mortierellales; Mortierellaceae.
AUGGAGCACGCACAACAAGAACACAACGUCCAGAUCGAGGAGGAAGAGGAGGAGGCCGCCACUCACAUGCUCACCGAGAAACUCGAGGAAUGUGGAAUACAAGCGGCGGAUGUCAAGAAACUGAAGGAUGCAGGAUACUACACCGUCGAGUCGAUCGCCUUCACCCCCAAAAAGACCCUCCUCACCAUUAAGGGAAUCUCCGAAGCCAAGGCGGACAAAAUUAUUACAGAAGCUUCAAGAUUGGUUCCAAUGGGAUUCACAACAGCAACAGAGUUUCACCAACGACGGAGCGGGAUGCUGCAGCUCACAACUGGUUCAGGAGAACUGGACAAGUUACUCGGAGGAGGCAUCGAGACGGGCGCCAUCACAGAGCUCUUUGGAGAAUUCAGAACGGGAAAGUCACAGAUCUGCCACAUGUUGGCUGUAACGUGUCAGCUUCCCGUGAGUAUGAGUGGAGGUGAAGGAAAGUGUCUGUACAUCGAUACAGAAGGAACAUUCCGUCCCGAGCGUUUGCUUGCUAUCUCAGAGAGAUACAACUUGAAUGGAGAGGAAGUGCUAGACAAUGUCGCGUAUGCUCGCGCCUACAACACAGACCAUCAGAUGCAGCUGUUGGUGCAGGCAGCAGCGAUGAUGUCAGAGUCAAGAUUCGCGCUCCUAAUUGUCGACAGUGCAACAUCAUUGUACCGAACGGAUUUCUCUGGAAGAGGCGAGCUCUCGGCUCGUCAGAUGCAUAUGGCCCGUUUCCUGCGGAACCUUCAGCGCCUUGCCGACGAGUUCGGUGUGGCGGUAGUGAUCACGAACCAGGUGGUCGCACAGGUAGAUGGAAUGGCCAUGUUCAGCGCUGACAGCAAGAAGCCUAUCGGAGGAAACAUUAUGGCUCACUCUUCAACGACAAGACUGUCGCUUCGCAAGGCUAGAGGCGAGAACCGCGUAUGCAAGGUUUACGAUUCGCCAUGCCUUCCUGAAUCUGAGGCCCAGUUCUCGAUCGGCGCUCACGGUAUCGCAGAUGCGACCGAGGCCUAA